GAACGUUGUCAAAUCUUGUUUAUCCUUGUAGGAUUCUUUAUUUUCCAGUGUUACUAAAUUACUAAUUAUUCUUAAACUAAGCUGUUGUAAUUAUACUCAAUUUUCAAAAAUAGAUAGGUUUUUAAAAUAAAGAUUCGCGUUAAUUAACAUCCAGUGCAUUUACGCAUCCAAACUGAAUAUACUACGAUGGAUAGGUUCGAAUACAUGGAAGCACGUUUGUUUGAAGGUGAAAAUUACAUUAAAAGGGAUAGGAACGUAAAAAUUUAUGACGGAGAAGACAAGACUCAAUUUGUGGAUGGAGAAGUUGUCCUAACAACUCAUAGAAUACUAUGGGGCAAGCCUGGUGAUAUACCUAAGGGGCUGACUUGCCUUUCUCUACGCUUGUACUACGUGUUCUGUGUUGAAGAAGAAAGUGCUGGAGUAUUUGGACUUGGUGGACUUAAGAGAAUAAUAUUACACCUCGGACCUGCUUUACCUGGUAAAAUACCAGGACCAGCUGUAGUGAGUCCCUACCACUAUGUAAAAUUAUCAUUCAAAGAUGGUAUAGACUCCGCCUUUUAUAAAGCACUAAAUGAAGCAGUCAGUGCAAAAGCAUGGGAACAACAAACCCCAUCUUCCCCUCUCUCUGCCUCGAGCCCCAAUGCUAGCCCUAAGCCCUCAGUAGCACCAAUAAAUUCUAAAAUCAGAUCUGGUAUAAUCGGAAUUGAAAGAAGUAUAGAGGAGCAUCAUAAAGCAACUGAUGAAAGUAUCACUGUGGCGUUUAAGGACUUGACCAAACUUAUGGAGAAAGCUAAGGAAAUGGUUGCAGUUUCCAAAAAUAUUUCUACUAAGAUAAGGGAAAAACAAGGUGAUAUAUCAGAAGACGACACAGUGAGGUUCAAGGCUUACCUGAUGAGUCUAGGCAUCGACGACCCGGUCACGAGAGAUGCUUUCCGCUCCGAUUCUGAUUACUACAUAGGUCUGGCGCAACAGAUCUCGGAUAUGAUGGUGGCUGUUUUAAUGGAAUGUGGAGGAAUUAUGUCCCUGUCAGAUGUUUGGUGUCGUGUGAACAGAGCAAGAGGGUUGGAAUUAAUAUCUCCUGAAGACUUACUAAAUGCUUGCAAGUUACUCCAAACUAUUGGUGCUCCCAUGUCGCUCCGAAAAUUCCCAAGUGGAGCCUGCGUCCUGCAAAUGAACAGCCAUAGAGACGAGGAAGUAGCCAAGACCACGUGUACCAUGCUUGAAGAAAAUGGAAACCUGACGCCUGAGAAGCUCUCGCAGAUCGCAAAUGUGUCCGUCCUGCUGGCAAGGGAGCGCUUAUUCACUACCGAGCGUCUCGGGCUCGCCUGUAGAGACGAGUCCAUAGAGGGCCUAGCGUUCUACCCUAAUCUGUUCUUGAGGGAAACCUCCUAGCACUAUUUAUAGAAUAGUAGAUUGUGUUACAGCAAAAUGACAUUGAAUACUGAACGAAGCAAAGGAUUCCAAAAUAGAAUCUUGAGCGUAAUGAAGGAUUCAAGUGUUAACGCUAUCAUGUAACACAUACUGCUUUGCACAUCACAUAUGAGGAAAUUAUGUUUCAAAAUAUUAUUCAAGCAAAAAAUAGUAUGCAAUGCACCUCAACUGUAAAGAAAUUGUAAUCGAUUAUUUGCAUACUAUUUUCAUAUUUCGUAAUGUUCAUAUUUUAUAUUGAACUAUAUAUAGCAAUAAAAUGUUCUAGAACAGAAAAUUGAUACUAUGAUCCCUCCUGGCAGGGAAAGUCCUUUUCCGAAUGGAUGAAGUAAAUAUGUAUUUUAUUCUUUAGCCGCCCACAAACCAAAACUUGCUACAACAAAUGCAUUUUUGAUAAGUCAAAUGAUUCCAAACGCGGUAGAACUGGAGGCAUUUUUAUAGGCUUCUGGGCGGUUAGAGGUUAAGGUACUGGGGUAAGAGGAAAAACACAGCACACACUUGUGUGGAGCUGAUGCUCCUCUUAUCCUAUCAGACCUUGCCUAAAGCAAGUAGACAAUUGAAUUAUUUUUUUCUGCUCUCAAACAUAUACUCAAACCAGCCAUGAACUAGCAAGUUGCUUAAGCAUCACUUUCUAUAGGAGUUAGAAGAUUUAGUAAUUUUUUAGUACUUUGGAGGACAAUUUCUCCCAAUAGGUUGAGUUUGGGCAGCUAAAAAAAAAUACUUGUCUGUUAUUUUAGACUACUCUAUAACAUAUAUAAAUAUAAAUCAAAUCGGAACCGGACAGUUGGGUACCGUUCCUUGUAAGUAUUGUGUUAAAGUGUGAAAGCUAUUACUGAAAAAUCACUUGAGGUCUCCCUCGAGCUAUCUUGUUCGGCGUGUAUUUUGGAGGCAAGAGCGUAGUCUAAUUUAAUAUUCUAUGGCAAUCGGCGACGUAGUUUACACGGUUUCAGUCGAAACCAGAUAUUCUGACGUGACGGACCUAUCCUCACUUGAAAUUUUUCGAAUCCAAGCAGACAUUGACAGAGCAGCGUGCAUUUUAAGAUUGGUAAACCUACUUCUAUGAAUUUUACCGUGUAUCCACGAUGACGCGCAAAUUUGUCAAAUCUAAUCUAACCUUUAACAUGACAAUACGUAUCAAGGAACGCGUCGUCGUGAAUGACACGAUCUAUAAUAAGCUUUCAGCGCCAUCUAGUGAUCGACGUUUUUAAAUUUGAAUGUCUAUUAAUUUUAAUUGUCUGUGAUUAAUAAUAAGAAUUAUGAAAGUCAUUAUUUACAAUUUAACCAUUAUUUUUAUGAAUAAAAUGAUAUAACAUUUUAA
Messenger RNA from Cydia pomonella (codling moth), 2746 nucleotides. RefSeq names its product vacuolar protein-sorting-associated protein 36 (gene Vps36). Gene Ontology annotation, biological process: protein transport to vacuole involved in ubiquitin-dependent protein catabolic process via the multivesicular body sorting pathway. The coding region runs from base 187 to 1392 and encodes 401 amino acids. Gene Ontology annotation, cellular component: ESCRT II complex; late endosome membrane. The transcript has 7 exons. Gene Ontology annotation, molecular function: ubiquitin binding; phosphatidylinositol-3-phosphate binding. NCBI's taxonomy places the organism in Eukaryota, Metazoa, Arthropoda, Insecta, Lepidoptera, Tortricidae. The record is from RefSeq and is a predicted model, not a curated record.